This is a messenger RNA of Pecten maximus, 6103 nucleotides long. Its product is annotated as protein ABHD18-like. NCBI's taxonomy places the organism in Eukaryota, Metazoa, Mollusca, Bivalvia, Pectinida, Pectinidae. The coding region runs from base 331 to 1707 and encodes 458 amino acids. The transcript has 12 exons. The record is from RefSeq and is a predicted model, not a curated record.
AGGUCAGGUGAUGAUAUCGAACGGGAGCACGACUGACGAAAACAUCGGACGAUCAUUUUUUCGAAAUCGGGUGAUUCAGGUCUUUGGACAAUCUGACUAAAGCUGGUAUUUACACAGUAAUUGUGACACUGUUUUUUUUCACGAAGGCAGCAUUGACGCUGAGAAGUUCCAUCAAGAUUCCACACACAUAGUGACUAUUUGAAACAAAAUAUAAGAAGUGACUGUUGUUGCAGUGUUGGAAAACAAACAAUAGAAUCUCGACAUCACAUUGAAUAUAGGAACUACACAAAAGAUCCUGGGAACUGGUACACCAAAAUACAAGUAUUGACCAUGAGUCAACUCAGUAAAGUAGAUGCUGCUUUCCGUAGCGUCAUUGUCUACAAAUUCUUCAAAAAUGGAUGGGGGACGCCAGAGAAUCUCAAAAAGAUUUUUGAUUUCCGUAAGAAGAUCUCCAACAGAGAUACCUGUAAAUACAUGGUGAACAUGUCAUUAGACAAAGUUAUCAUUGACAAGGAGGAAGUUGUGGAAAAGAAAAACAUGAAAACCAUUGAAGGCCAUUUCACGUCACCAUUUGAAAGACACUUACCUGGAGUGAUGCCAGAGAAAGUGAGAACAGCUAAAUUCAAGUUGAUUCUUCCUACGAACUGGCAGACAGAAAAUUACAAACCUGUUUGUUUACAACUGGCCGGUACAGGUGAUCACGGUUUUAAAAACCGAGAAGAGAAGAUGGCCAUGCCUCUGUUACAGAAAGGGAUCGCCUCCCUACUGUUGGAGAAUCCUUAUUAUGGCUCAAGGAAGCCAAAGACACAAACGCGAUCUUUCCUACUGCAUGUCAACGAUCUGUUUGUGAUGGGGGCUGGCUUGACCCUGGAGUCGCUUGUCCUAUUACGAUGGUGUGAAAGUAGAGGAUAUGGACCUCUGGGUAUCACCGGCAUCUCGUUGGGAGGACAUAUGGCGUGUUUAGCGGCUACUAACUGGCACAAGCCCCUUGUUUUGGUUCCCUGCCUGUCCUGGACCACAGCUUCCUCUGUCUAUACCAGGGGAGUGCUAAGGAAUGGUAUCAAUUGGAAGGUGUUGGAAUCCCAGUACAAAGACGAAACAGAAUAUAAAGAAAUGGUGGACCUCCUUACACAAGACAAGUGGGAUUUGUCUGCUUAUUCAGAAGGUCGAAAAGCUGUAUUUGAUAUAGAAAAUCCUGAGGACCUGAAAAGAGGUUACGAAAUGGCAGCAAAUUAUGUGUUAAACAAUCAUUCUCCUCCGGAACAGGAGAGCAUUCCAUCAAGUAUCGAGGAGCCAGUGGGUGAGGAACAGGGUAUUUGGAAAAGAACUAUUCUGCCCGCAGUUUCCUCAAUUAAAGCCCCAGACAUAAGUCUGGAGCCCCUGUACCAGUCUAUCAGCGACAAAUGGAUGGAAAUAGGCAAACGAGAUGAAGCUUCGCUCGCCUUCAUGAUUGGUGUCAUGGAUGAGUGCACACAUCUAGGACAUUAUACAAAGCCAGUGGACCAGAACCUAAUCAUUAUAGUGACAGCAAAACAUGACGGCUACAUUCCCCGUGAUGAGGUGUUGGGUUUGGAUAAGAUCUGGCCGGGCGCUGAGAUUCGUUAUGUAGAUGGGGGACAUGUUGAGGCCUACAUCCGCCACAAAGGAGUAUUUAUAAAAGCAAUAACUGAUGCAUUUGACAGAAGUAAAGAGAAAUUUCACAGUUGACGACGUGGUACAAGCGGACGUGUUGCCGGCAGACACAGAGUAGUUAUUAAUUCCGGGACGUUAAAGCGGAAUCAUGACUUUGUGAUAUCAAACAAUUACUGUGUUGGAUGAUGAGAGCAGUAUAUACCAUAUCUAUUCGACUAAUACAGUGGAGAUCAGUAAUUUUCAGACUGGUACCUUCCUCAGUUACCUCCCUUACAUAUACUACACAGAGGACUGGUAGCGAACUAACCAUCUUUGAGAAUAAAUUCUAGCAUUUGCUCAUCUUUAUUGUGGAUGUCAUGUCAUCAUGGAGAUGGUUACUUCAGCUGAAGAAACAAACGUCAGUAGUGUCAUUGUCAUUAGCUAAUUGGAUACUGUUUGCCUGAAGUCAUUUUAAAAAGCAGAACUUAAAUAUCAUCUUCGUUUAUUUAUAUCAAAGGAUAUAUUUACUCUUGACACUGAAAUCCAUCACUUCUUGUGUUUUGUGGGUUUCUGUGUCUUAAAUUAGCGAUACGUACAUCACCGGAUAAUCCGAUAUAGAAAUUAACCAAUGAAAUAAUCAACAGGGUUACCCACUACCAGUCCUUUGUGAACAGAGCGCAGCCCUGGUGGAGAGUAUAGAACUAAGGGAGGGAACCAGUCUUAAAUAAUUUUAUAUUUUUGCCAGCAAUUCUUAUAUCAACUUUUUUACAGCUUUGUGGUAUAGAAAUGGCCAUGAAGGCUUUAAUCAUUGAAGUGACUUGAGAUGUUUUAAUUUAUUGAUUAUGAGUAACUUGUUAAUUGGUUUUGGUUGUUAUUAUACUACAUCCUGAUAUUGAUUACAGUUUGUGUACAGAGAUUGUACCUCCUUCCUUAAUCCUAUAUUGAUGGUUACUCAAUACAAAAAUAGAUUGAAAUUAAAAGAUACAAUAUACAGCUGUUGUUGUAAGUCAUAAAUCUCAUCAUCCUAUUGAAUAGAACUUAAAUAAGAUCAUCAUAUUUAUGACUUCCAACAAACAGUUCAAUAUAACCUUCAUAAAUUCUUGAAGAGCUACAAGUCUAUAAAUAGGAAUGACAUACCUCAAGCUAUUUAACAGUAAAUGAUCUGUAAUCAGGUAGAUGAGACUGCUGUACCUGGAAUUUAUAUCCAUGUUGUUAGAAUGAACCACAAACUUGGAGACAAUACCUAUUGUGAUACCGGUACCUUAUAUUGUUUUACCGGUACCUUGUAUUGUUUUACCGGUACCUUGUAUUGUUUUACUUCCUCAGGGAGCCAGUAUUAUUUGUAUGACCAGUCAUCAUAACUACUAGGUUGUAGAUUAAGAUGUUGUGUAGCACUAAGUGGGCUAUAGAAUAUGUGUAAUAUAUUAAUCAAAUAUCCACAAGUAUCCCAAGAAUUAUUUGUCACUGAAAGGUUAAUAAGGUUUACAUGUUUGUAUUGUUUUGAUGUCUAACCAGAUCACCUCUACAAUUAAUAUUAUACCGCUAGAGAAAUAUGUCACUAGAGCCUUGUUGUGUAGCACUGUGUCUCGGUCAUUUGGACCAGGUUAGGUAGUAUUGAUGUAGUGUAUGAGGUCUAGUCCAGAUUAUUAUACUGAAAGCAUUUCCAACUUUUACCUGUAGUACAGGUAUAUAAUUGUAUUACAUGUUGAUAUGAUGUAUACCUCACUCAUAUUGUCAUUAAGAUUUCAAUAGUAAUACCCAAAUGUUGACCUUGCUGUAUAUCAACGAUAUACCUCCCACCUGUAGUGCUAAAACACCCAAAUUGAUGACAUCAUCUUGCCAGUUCUACGAGUCAAUGUUGAGCUCAGGAGAUAUUCUAGUCUGGUGUGGAUUUUGUGCUGGUUUGUUGUUAGUCUGACUGAGAAUUUAAAUGUUAGGAACUUUAUAAUUGUGUGAAACAGAGACAUUACAAAAGACUUGUCAAAAGAUUUUUUUUUCUAAGUUUUUAGGAACGUGUGUAACAGUUGUGAGAACUAUGUGUUAUUGUGUUAAUGAUUCCAAACGAGUGAUGGUGGAUGAUGGUGUUUAUAUAUCGAUCACAAGCGGAUCCGUAAUGAUAGAUGGUGGAUGGUCGUGUUUAUAUCGAUCACAAGCGGAUCCCUAACGAGUGAUGGUGGAUGGUCGUGUUUAUAUCGAUCACAAGCGGAUCCCUAACGAGUGAUGGUGGAUGGUCGUGUUUAUAUCGAUCACAAGCAGAUCCCUAACGAGUGAUGGUGGAUGGUCGUGUUUAUAUCGAUCACAAGCGGAUCCCUAACGAGUGAGGUGGAUGGUCGUGUUUAUAUAUCGAUCACAAGCGGAUCCCUAACGAGUGAGGUGGAUGGUCGUGUUUAUAUAUCGAUCACAAGCGGAUCCCUAACGAGUGAUGGUGGAUGGUCGUGUUUAUAUAUCGAUCACAAGCGGAUCCCUAACGAGUGAGGUGGAUGGUCGUGUUUAUAUAUCGAUCACAAGCGGAUCCCUAACGAGUAAUGGUGGAUGGUCGUGUUUAUAUCGAUCACAAGCGGAUCCCUAACGAGUGAGGUGGAUGGUCGUGUUUAUAUCGAUCACAAGCGGAUCCCUAACGAGUGAUGGUGGAUGGUCGUGUUUAUAUCGAUCACAAGCGGAUCCCUAACGAGUGAGGUGGAUGGUCGUGUUUAUAUCGAUCACAAGCGGAUCCCUAACGAGUGAUGGUGGAUGGUCGUGUUUAUAUCGAUCACAAGCGGAUCCCUAACGAGUGAGGUGGAUGGUCGUGUUUAUAUCGAUCACAAGCGGAUCCCUAACGAGUAAUGGUGGAUGGUCGUGUUUAUAUCGAUCACAAGCGGAUCCCUAACGAGUGAUGGUGGAUGGUCGUGUUUAUAUCGAUCACAAGCGGAUCCCUAACGAGUGAGGUGGAUGGUCGUGUUUAUAUCGAUCACAAGCGGAUCCCUAACGAGUGAUGGUGGAUGGUCGUGUAUAUAUAGAUCACAAGCGGAUCCCUAACGAGUGAUGGUGGAUAGUCGUGUUUAUAUCGAUCACAAGCGGAUCCCUAACGAGUGAUGGUGGAUGGUCGUCUUUAUAUCGAUCACAAACUCCCGGUUUCACCAAGUGUCUUAUACUUAUAUUAGGUAAUACAUGAUAUAGAUAUAAACCUGCCGUCAUGAGAUUAAGGAAGUUUUGCCCAGAACUUUAUUAUAUGUUCUUGUUAGAAAUCUAUUUACGCACAACUUUCUAAAUUCUAGCCUUGGAAAAAUAUCAUCAAAUAAAAACAACAGCAUUUUAAUGAUGUGGAAAUUGAGUGUACACAUAGUCUGUCCUCAUUACCGUAAUUGAGUGUACACGUAGUCUGUCCUCAUUACUGUAAUUGAGUGUACACGUAGUCUGUCCUCAUUACUGUAAUUGAGUGUACACGUAGUCUGUCCUCAUUACUGUAAUUGAGUGUACACAUAGUCUGUCCUCAUUACUGUAAUUGAGUGUACACGUAGUCUGUCCUCAUUACUGUAAUUGAGUGUACACGUAGUCUGUCCUCAUUACUGUAAUUGAGUGUACACGUAGUCUGUCCUCAUUACUGUAAUUGAGUGUACACGUAGUCUGUCCUCAUUACUGUAAUUGAGUGUACACGUAGUCUGUCCUCAUUACUGUAAUUGAGUGUACACGUAGUCUGUCCUCAUUACUGUAAUUGAGUGUACACGUAGUCUGUCCUCAUUACUGUAAUUGAGUGUACACGUAGUCUGUCCUCAUUACUGUAAUUGAGUGUACACGUAGUCUGUCCUCAUUACUGUAAUUGAGUGUACACGUAGUCUGUCCUCAUUACUGUAAUUGAGUGUACACGUAGUCUGUCCUCAUUACUGUAAUUGAGUGUACACGUAGUCUGUCCUCUAGACUCAGAACUUUCCUGAUGUACCCGAGUGAUGUAUAUCCAAAACCACUGAUCUGUUGGUGAUAGUUGGAAGAACACUAAUUGCUGGUAUACUCCGACCAGAAUGACCUGUUGUGUUGAACUUUGAUUAGUUUAUUGAAUGUAGAUGAGUCAAUAAUCAUACAGGGAAAUAGGUGCAUUACAUACUUGUAUAUAAGUAAGGGUUUGAAAUGAUGUACAAGACCAUUCAUGGGCUAAUUAAGUGGUACGUUCCCGAUGUACUGGUGACCCCAGUAUAAUAGGUUCGAAUCCCGUAAAGUACUUUUCUCAUUUUAAGAGAUUUUUUGUUUGCAUGUUGUUUCAAAGGGGCAGUGUGUAUUUUUUUUUUUUUUUUUAAUUCUACAUUCAGUUAUCAUUGCCCUUCUGGUAACUUCACUAUUUAACUUAACUGUUGAAAUGUCAGACAAUGAUCAGUGAGAUACGUUCUACCUUUUUUACGACCGAGAACAUUUUUACAGGUUUUACAAAUUUUAAUAAUAACAAGAAAUAUCUUUAAAAAAGAUUAACGGCAUAGUAUUAAUGCUGGUGGUUAUAAUGUAAAACUGCUGGUAAAAUUAAUUA